AUGGUCUCUACUUCGAUUGGUGAAUCGAUUCCACCAAACACCAACCAUGCGGUGUCUGUGUGUUUGCCCACUUGGGCUUCAACGGUGGGCUACGAAGAAGGUGAUCCUGCAGUUGUAGGAAAGCUGACAACAGGAUAUCCGAGAUUUUACAUUCACAAAUCCAUUCAGAAACUUUGCAGCAAUUUGGCUGCCAAGUUUGCAAAAGAUAAUGAAUCAUGUCUGGUGUUUCCCAGUUAUCAGGUCGCCAAAAGAUGUCGUGAAUUUGUUAGAACUAGGGGAGAUAAGACUGCCCGCGUUAGAAUCUUGCAACUAGCAACUCCACCACCAGCAAUAGAUGAAGAACGAGCUUGGCGACGCGAAUGUCGUAUAUCUGUCGUUUUUGUUGACAAGGAAUUGUUUCCACUGCUUAAACAGUAUUGGCAACAUGCUGGCGAAAUUGUCAGUAGUCGGAUGGCAGAAUAUGUCUUACAGGAGCUUUCGCUAGUAGAAAAACAAGAAAAAAGCAACCAGAAGCAACCGGUUAGCGAUAAAAGUGCGACAAAUAACGACGUUAAGGAUGAAGAAGAUUUUAUCGAGAAACGAUAUGGUAGAAAUUUGGAUUUCUCAUCUGCAGACCAUGCCAAGCUUUUAAUCAAACGCAGAAUCGCUCGUAAAGUGGUCGAUGUUGACAAUGAAGACGGAGAAACUUCGCGCCUACAGGAACUCAACAUUGACUCCGCCAAUGACGCUAAUCGUGAUGCUGCCGCGAUGGUGACUUCUACAGAUUCCAGUAUCCCAGCAGAGGAAAUCGAACAAGAAGAGCAUGUCCCAGAACCCACGCCAUUGGACGAAGACAUCCAUGUGAACGCAGAUCGCGAUGUUUUUCUAUUUCCUAGUGGCAUGGCCUCAAUCUUCACUGCUCAUAGACUUUUGUUGUCGUUAGAUGCAUGCCGGGUUCGUCGGAGAAUUGCAUCGCAUGGUGACCGCGCUGAUACACCUGGAGCUCACUCACCUGGCGUUACAGAUUCUGAAGUUAUUGGCUAUGGGGCACCCUAUAAAAAAACAGUUAUGUUUGGAUUUCCCUACACCGACACACUUUCGAUCUUGAAAAAGUUCAAUCACACUCAUUUCUUGGGUGAUGGUGAUGAUAAGUCUAUGCAACAAUUGAAGGAAAUUUUGCAUUCGGGAGAACAAAUUCUCGCCGUUUUCAUGGAGGCACCUUCCAAUCCGUUACUUAAGAUGGGGGAUUUGAUAGAACUACGAGAAUUGUCAGAAGCCUACGGGUUUUACAUUGUUGUGGACGAAACUGCUGGAGGCUUUGUGAAUAUUGAUGUGUUGCCACAUGCAGACAUUGUGUGCUCCUCAUUAACCAAGAUUUUCAGCGGAGACUCUAAUGUCAUGGCUGGAUCUUUAGUGUUAAAUCCACGCUCACGAUUGUAUGGGUUUGCCCAACAAUUUUUCCAAGAUGGAGACUUCGAGGACUUACUUUGGUGCGAGGAUGUAAUCUACCUCGAGCGCAAUUCCCGCGAUUUUGUUUCCAGAACCUUGACGGUCAACAACAAUACCAAGCAAUUACUGGACAACGUCUUGAUUCCUCAGGAGGGCAAGCUGUUCAAAAAAAUAUACCACCCUAGUCUCACGUCACAAGAGACAACCAAGAACUACGAUGCUGUUAAGUGCACAAAAGGUGGCUACGGUGGUUUGUUUUCCCUUACUUUUUACUCGGAGACCCAAGCACAAGUGUUUUUCGAUACUUUACAAUUGUGCAAGGGUCCAUCCUUGGGUACAAAUUUCACGCUGGCGUGCCCAUACGCCAUUCUAGCGCACUACUCAGAGCUUGACGAAGUGGCCAAAUAUGGUGUAGAACGGAAUCUGGUACGUGUGAGCGUUGGCCUUGAAAGUCCAGAGGCUUUGAAGGAAGUAUUCAGACACGCCGUCACCGAGGCCGAGAGAGUCAAAUGA
Lachancea lanzarotensis is the source of this 1941-nucleotide messenger RNA. It is a transcript of the gene STR2, whose product is annotated as LALA0S02e03708g1_1. The record is from RefSeq and is a predicted model, not a curated record. The coding region runs from base 1 to 1941 and encodes 646 amino acids. Gene Ontology annotation, molecular function: cystathionine gamma-synthase activity; pyridoxal phosphate binding. The transcript has a single exon. Lineage: Eukaryota; Fungi; Ascomycota; Saccharomycetes; Saccharomycetales; Saccharomycetaceae. Gene Ontology annotation, biological process: transsulfuration.